This is a messenger RNA of Volvox carteri f. nagariensis, 960 nucleotides long. RefSeq lists its product as uncharacterized. The record is from RefSeq and is a predicted model, not a curated record. The transcript has 4 exons. The coding region runs from base 1 to 846 and encodes 281 amino acids. NCBI's taxonomy places the organism in Eukaryota, Viridiplantae, Chlorophyta, Chlorophyceae, Chlamydomonadales, Volvocaceae.
AUGUUUAGUUUACAAGCAGCCGCAUUUAAUAAGGCAGCAGAGCAGGUCACCAGUCAUGGACGGUCCCUACUGCGUGAGCUGGACGCGUCAACCACAAAGCUAUACUACCAAUUCAAUUGUCCGUCGGUGCCUACAUUGGGUUCGCUGGCGGCGGGGGGAAUAUUGGAGGGGAUGGCGACCGGGGUGGCGGUGGUGAAGGCAGCGGCGGCGAACGCGGGGGAGGCCGGGGAGGCGGCAGCGGUGAAGGCAGCGGCAGCGAAGGUGGUGGAGACCGGGGCGGUGGCGGUGAAGGCAGCGGCGGCGAAGGUGGUGGAGACCAGGGAGGCGGCAGCAGUGAAGGUGGUGGAGACCGGGGUGGUUGCAGUGAAGGCGGCGGCAGCAAAAGUGGUGGAGACCGGGGUGGUGGCGAUGAAGGCAGCGGCGGCGAAGGUGGUGGAGACCGGGGAGGCGGCGGAGGCGAAGGCAGUGGAGGCCGGGGCGGCGGCAGUGAAGGCGGCGGCGGCGAAGGCGGUGGAGAUCGGGGCGGCAGCGGCGGUGAAGGCGGUGGAGACCGGGGCGGCGGCGGUGGUGAAGGGGGUGGAGACCCGACGCAUGUUCCACACGUCUUGCGGCACCAGUAGCAAGGAGCAGCAAACACAAGAGAGCCCAAGUAAGGAAAACCAGUGCGGCAGACCGCAAGUCGGAAUGCCCGUGCGGGCAAAUGGUAACGCAAGCUGGGUGAAGUUCGGUGCGGACUGUGAUGUUUAUCCCCGAAGCGCCAGCGGCCUCAGCAAUCCGCCCCACAGCCGCGAGCUUCAUCGCGGCACACCGCAAGUCUCCCGAGGCCCCGAGCAUUGGCUAAAGUAAAUGUACAAACGAGCAGCUUGCGAAUUUCAUAGCGAAAUGAAAGGAAAUAUGUCGGUCUACUGGUGGCAAGUCGGAAUGCCCGUGCGGGCAAAUGGUAACACAAGCUGGGUGUUC